Messenger RNA from Lolium perenne, 904 nucleotides. Its product is annotated as actin-depolymerizing factor 5. The record is from RefSeq and is a predicted model, not a curated record. Gene Ontology annotation, biological process: actin filament depolymerization. Gene Ontology annotation, cellular component: actin cytoskeleton. NCBI's taxonomy places the organism in Eukaryota, Viridiplantae, Streptophyta, Magnoliopsida, Poales, Poaceae. Gene Ontology annotation, molecular function: actin binding.
AAUUGUCCAGACACAAGAGGACCAAACCCACGAAGCACAACACAAGAGGGUACCCUUCCUCCUCAUCCCUCCUCAAACCACCAACAAAGAAGAACCCUCCCUUCCUUCAGCGACCCUUCCCUCCUCAUCGCUGCGCCCACCGGCGACGAGCUUCAGCCAUGGCAAUGGCUUACAAGAUGGCGACUCAGGGGAUGAACAUCAAGGACGAGUGCAAGAGCUGGUUCACGGAGAUGAAGUGGAAGAAGGUCCACCGUUUCGUGGUGUACAAGAUCGACGAGAAGACCCGCGCCGUGCUGGUGGACAAGGUGGGCGGCCCCGGCGAGGGGUACGAGCAGCUCGUGGCGGCGCUGCCCAAGGACGACUGCCGCUACGCCGUCUUCGACUUCGACUUCGUCUCCGUCGACAACUGCCAGAAGAGCAAGAUCUUCUUCAUCGCCUGGUCACCGGCGGCAUCGAGGAUAAGGGCCAAGAUUCUGUACGCGACGUCGAAGCAAGCCCUGCGGCGGGUGCUGGAAGGCGUCCACUACGAGGUUCAGGCCACCGACGCCUCCGAGAUGGGAUUCGACGUCAUCAGAGAGCGGGCGCAAUGAGCUGCCUGUUCGUUCGUGCGCCGAAGAGUUGAGCGAGUGAGCUUUAUCUGUCUGUCGAUCGCCGCUGUACCUAUAAUCGAACGGAUGCUAAUUGGGGCUGGCGUGCGUGCUCUGCUAUUGCUAGCUACCCCUGAUGCGAUCUGACGAAUCUGCCAUUUCUACGUGUUGCUUGGUAUUUGGAGAGAUGGCGCCUUACGUGUGGUGUGAUGAAUGAAUGUAUAGGAGCUCUGAGGGAGUGGCAGCGGAUUAAUGAAGCGUCCAUCUCUGCGUGCGACGUAGAAAUUCUACUGAUACUGAUGAUGCUCCGGUUAAAA